This is a messenger RNA of Doryrhamphus excisus (bluestripe pipefish), 2381 nucleotides long. NCBI's taxonomy places the organism in Eukaryota, Metazoa, Chordata, Actinopteri, Syngnathiformes, Syngnathidae. The record is from RefSeq and is a predicted model, not a curated record.
GAAACUGUAGUGACACCACGAGCCCAUUAGAUGGCGACAAAAACACAAGACAUCAAAGCUCCUUGUGGACUGCCAUGGCGCCUAUUUUCGUCAGAGAAACAUAUGGUUGGCCCAAACAGUGGUCAACCUCGGUUUCUUUAUGGAUGACGACCCGUGUGACGGACAGCUCGGGAUGCUGCCGCCGGGCCUCGUUGAGUGCCUCCGCCAGGGCCUUAAAGACACACGUUUACACGUCUGACCAGGUCUAGGCAGCGUCUGGGGCUCAAUCAUGGGCGAGUCAUCCGCUCGGCGAACAGGCGACGCCGCCAGCCGUUUUUCCCAUUCGGUCAGCCCUCCCAACGGCCCCCCUCCCUCUAAGAAGGAGCGUCUAAGAUCGCUGAUGGUACUUGCGGGUUUCUCAACCUUUUCUGGACUGGCAACGAUUUCCUGGAGGUGGAGUCACGACCAGAUAGGUGAACCUACCUGGUGAUGUCCUCAGAGAGCUGGGCGGGGUUCGGGGGGUAAAACUUGACGUUGAAGGAGAAGUGCCAGGGGACACCUGCAACAACAGAGGAUCCAACCAGUUCUACAAGACAGAGGUUAAUGGUCGCCUGAUAGAAGAUAGAAGUGACAGAAACAAAGCCAAGACGGUGCUUACCUUGUAGUUGUCGGCGUCUCUGAAGGACAAGGCAAAGUAGUCCCGCUCCAGCAGGUUGACAUGCUCGCAGACCUUGUCAAACAGCUGGAUACCGCGAGCUCGUUUCUGCGACAACAAUUAGUUUUAUUUGACUUGUUUAUGUGUAAUUUUGUGUUUUUCCGAGUGUUGGUGUCACCCACCUCCACAGUGCAGGUAAACAAGGUGCCGUCCAGCAGGGUGACUUUGGCCUGCAUAGUCCUGAAGUUCAGAGGGUUCCUGACCGGCGAGGGAGCGACUCGACUGCCCGGUGACAGGCUAUCAAUCUUUUGACCUGGCCAGCUGUCAUGUGAGGGUUGCCGUGGUAACAGUAGAGCCAGAGAGAGAGAGAGAUUAUGGAUGGCCGAGACGGUGAAGUACGUCGACGAUGAGCACAAGAACAUUUUCCUCAGGUUGCUGAAUGAGCAACGACUGGAGGGCGACCACUGCGACAUUGCCGUGGUGGUGGAAGAUGUCAAAUUCCGAGCUCACCGCUGCGUUCUGGCGGCGUGCUCCAACUACUUCAAGAAACUCUUCAAGAAACACGAGGUGGAUAACUCGUCCGUGAUCGAGAUCGACUUCAUCCGCUCUGACAUCUUUGAGGAGGUGUUGAACUACAUGUACACGGCCAAAAUCUCCAUCAAGAAGAGAGACAUCAACCUGAUGAUGUCAUCGGGACAAAUCCUCGGCAUCCGCUUCCUGGAUAAACUCUGCUCGCAGAAACGGGACAUGUCAGCUGAGGAGAAAGACAAGUUUCCUUACGACAUUGUAAAGAUGGCGCUUCCUCCUGAGGCGCAGCUGGCUGCUGAGGCAGAGGUUCUCGGGGAACACGAGGACACACCCACCGCAGAUGAUCUGGUCGGGGCCGCGGCCAAUCAGGAGCUGGAUAAAUCUCCCAAUGCGGCGCUCCGUGUUCAGGAGGCCAUUUUGAAAGAGCUGGCCAAUGAGGAUGUACACAAGGUGGCCUGCUAUGACCAAGAUGUGGUGCCAGAAAUGGAGGUGGAGCCAAAAGAACUUGGAGCAGAGCACCACGCCACCCAGACGCUAACGUUCGCUGACAGCAUGGGCGAGGUCAAAGACGAGCAGCCGCCCGGUUGGGCCACGGCGACGGCGGACAUGAAGUUUGAAUACCUCCUGUACGGACAUCGAGAGCAGCUGGCGUGUCACGUGUGUGCUAAGACCUUCUUGGACGAGUCCAGACUCAGGAAACACGAGAAGCUCCAUUCAGCCGAUCGUCCUUUUGCGUGUGAGAUCUGCUCGAAAGCGUUCACCACUCAUGCUCACUUGAAAGAACACCUAAAGAUCCACACGGGCUUCAAGCCGUAUCGAUGCGACGUUUGCGGGAAAUCGUUCAUCCGAGCUCCAGACUUGAAAAAACACGAGCGUGUCCACAGCAACGAGCGUCCGUUUGCCUGCCAGAUGUGUGAAAAGGCUUUUAAACACAAAUCUCACCUGAAAGACCACGAGAGGAGACACAGGGGAGAGAAACCGUUCGUGUGUACGUCCUGCACGAAGGCAUUCGCCAAGGCGUCUGAUCUGAAACGCCACGAAAACAACAUGCACAGCGAAAGGAAACUUCUCCAGAGCGACACCGACGCCCUUCAGGCCGCCGCCAUGGCCGCCGAGGAGUCACAAAUGGAUAAUAUGAGCUGUUCCUAACAUCUGGACUGGACUGGACUCACUAGGUUUUUUUUUUGUUUGUUUUUUUUUUGGGGGGGGGGGGUCAAAA